This is a messenger RNA of Egretta garzetta (little egret), 2490 nucleotides long. RefSeq names its product tRNA methyltransferase 13 homolog (gene TRMT13). The transcript has 11 exons. Gene Ontology annotation, biological process: tRNA methylation. NCBI's taxonomy places the organism in Eukaryota, Metazoa, Chordata, Aves, Pelecaniformes, Ardeidae. The coding region runs from base 1 to 1293 and encodes 430 amino acids. The record is from RefSeq and is a predicted model, not a curated record.
AUGGGGGCGGAGGAAGAAAACGACAGAAAAAGAAUUCCGUGUCCUCUUGAUCCAAACCACACUGUCUAUGAAGACCAACUACAAAAACAUUUAAAAAAAUGUAAUUCAAGAGAGAAGCCAAAGCCAGUCUACUUUGUUCAAGAUAUUAAUGCAGGUUUAAAAGAUGUAGCAGAAAUACCAGAAAAACAAGUACCUCUCUCUUCUCUAUCCAAAGAAGAGCUGGAGAACUUAAUUAGCAAGCUGAAAAAAGCAAGUAAUGGUUUGGAACUUUGCCUUAAGGAACAAAUACUGUCCCACCAGGCUUUACAAGAAGCCUUAAAUGACCCCAAGAAUGGGGAAUCCGCUUUCAAACACUUGAAACAACAGGCUUCUAUUUUAGGUAACAUGGAAAAAUUACAUUUACUUGGUCCAGGAAGGUGUUUUGUUGAAUUUGGAGCUGGGCGAGGAAAGCUGUCUCAUUGGGUUGACGUUGCCUUACAGAAUGUUGAAAAUGUUCAGUUUUUGCUCGUGGAAAGGGCAACUACAAGAUUCAAGGUGGAUGGAAAACAUAAAAGGAGAGAUUCUGUAUUUGAAAGACUUCAAGUUGAUAUUCAACACUUAUGUUUAAAUAAGGUACCUAUUUUGGAGAAGAAAAAACUAGCAGUGGUGGGAAUUGGGAAGCAUUUGUGUGGUGCUGCAACAGAUCUUGCUUUGAGAUGCUUGGUUGAAAGUUAUACAACUUGCUGUGAUGGAGAAAACGAAGAGCCUGCACCAAAACGCUCUAGGAAUGAUAAGACGGAGGUGGCUUCUAACAAUUCUGCUGAUAAUGAAAGCAACAGAGAAGAGUGUAAGCCUGUCGCUGGAAUUGUUAUUGCACUGUGCUGCCAUCACAAGUGUGACUGGACACAUUAUGUAGGCAGAGAGUUCUUCAAAUCAGUAGGACUUGGGCCAGUAGAAUUUCAUUAUUUUCAGAGAAUGAGUAGCUGGGCCACUUGUGGCAUGCGAGAAACCGCCACCAAAGCCUCUACAAGUGAAGAAAACGAAGAUCAAACUAACGACAUAGAAGAACAUGAGCAAACACUCAGCAAGACAGAGAGUGGUUCUGAUACUUUACAAGGGAUACUUACUGUUGAAGAACGGAAGGAGAUAGGUUGCCUCUGUAAACUGCUGAUUGAUCACGGACGGAUUGAAUACUUAAAACAACGAGGAUACAAGGCUGCGCUACAGUAUUAUACAGACUCUGCUGUGUCCUUGGAGAAUGUCCUGUUGACAGCUGUCCCAAGUCCUUCUUUGAUACCAGAGCCAACUCCAUGACAGGAGAUAGAUUUGGAAUCGGUAGGAAGAAAACCUAUAAAAUUAUCUGGAUUUUUUAAAAAAGCUAAUUCAUGGCUUACAAAAAAAUGUUUUAUCCUUUCCUGUACCCAGGAAAAGGUCUUAUUUCCCAGUUUCAUUGGGAAUUACAAAUAUGCAAACCAAUUCUCAUCGGUGGAAAAAUAAAAUCCCUAGGAAUAUUUGAAACCCAAUCGUACGCCUCUUUGUUAGGAAGAAGUAUACUUGAUCUUUUCUUCCAUUGACAGUUACAUUCUUUAUUCGUUAGCUUCUAUGGUAGGAGAAGAACCAGAAGUACAACUUUCCAGAUCUGAAAGACAAUGGGUUAAAAUAAAAGAAAUUAACAUACGUUAUUUUCACUUUGAAGAGGAGGAUAGCUUUUUAUUUCCUCUUGAAUUAUUUAAGUAGGCCUAGGUACUUUCAUCAGCCCAUGCUGCUAGGGGAAUCUGUUAAGGAAUAAAACUUACUUGUAAACUGUCAUCUUGAUAUAUUUUUGAUAGUUUUAUUAUUCAUUCAUGAAAUAUUGAUAAAAAGAAAGCUGGCUUAGUGCUCUACAUCAAGAGCAUUUCAGUCAUUCAUUUUUUAAGCCUUCACAAUAUAUAGAAUGAAGAUCAGAGAGAACAUUUAUAUCUGGAAUGAACGAAGUUCUCUCUGCAAGUAACAGCUGCCACUUGUGCAUCUGUUCAAAAGUGCUUAUUUUGGUCUCUUACUGCAACGUUUAAGCUGUUACCUUUGAGACUACUAACAGCAUUCUUCUGUCAUAGUGAUUUAGAAAUGGGAUGAAAUGGGGGGGUGUUUUGUUUAGGUGACUGGAUUAUCUAUCAGGGAAAGCAAGCUGUGAGAAACAUCUGUUUAUCAGGUGUUGAUAACUCAUUGCUAAAAAUGUUGUAUGUGGGGAACAUAGGCAUCUCUCCCUUACAUCCAUCUGGACAACACCCAAAACCAGAGAAAGCUGAGCUUCAUGAGACAAGCAGUGCUGGAAGACCCACACUGUGUAAAGUCUGAUUAAAUUGCCAAUACAAGAGACAGUCAUCAGCUUCCAGUUAUCCAGGCUGUGGGUAACUCGGGCACAUUUAUUCUAAUGUUCUAUAGUUCCAGUAUGUUCCUACUAGAAUAUAUGCAGUUCAUGUGAAGACCUGCUGUGCCGACUCCUGAUAAAAGCGCCCCUGCCCUCAGUAAAAA